This is a messenger RNA of Verruconis gallopava, 3719 nucleotides long. RefSeq lists its product as hypothetical. The record is from RefSeq and is a predicted model, not a curated record. The transcript has 4 exons. Bases 310 to 2571 code for a protein of 753 amino acids. Lineage: Eukaryota; Fungi; Ascomycota; Dothideomycetes; Venturiales; Sympoventuriaceae.
GCCUUGUCGAAGCAGCUGCAGAGCUCAGGCCCUGGUCACGCAAGGAGGCGAUGAUACAUCGUACGAUUUUUGUAUUUUUUUUUCUUCCUAUAUCGAUGUUUUUAUUGAUAUUUUUUGUUUAGAGGGGGCAAGUCAACAUACUAUCAUUCCUACGUCCAAAUUCAAAACUUAAGCAUGAUUUGAUCCUCGUACUAAUUGCGGAGGGUUUGGACGAAGAGACGAUCUGGUCCGAGGAGCUUUGCCUUUGCGAUUAAUGCUACUGAUCCUCUUCUGCCUCCUGACGCGGCUUCAUGAGUCUGAUUCUUUGAGAUGGCAAACCCAAACCCGGUCGAGAAGAAUGAAAAAUCGUCCCAGCCCAGCGGCACACACAAAUCAACAGCAACGCCAAGCCGACCAUUUGUAAAGCGAAUAUGGGACAGUCUGGGUAUAACACCGUUGGUGGUUAUGUUUAUGGUAAAGGGAACGGUUGCGUCUACUAUUGCUCUCUCAAUAUAUCAAAGUCAAGCGGUAGCUGCCAACUACCUCAACUUCGGCUUUGUCAUGAUCAUCAUCUCUAUCACAACGGUUCCUGUUCUCCCACGUGGCCAAUUCAUCAUGAAUCUCUUCAUAUGUGUGCUCUUGACUUGUCUUGCCGCGGCCAUGGUUUUGUUAGGCCAGUACGCCGCCGUAAAGGCGAGAGAAUCGACAAAGGCAGAUGGAGCGCCCCCAGACGCGUACGGGACGUACAAUUCGUCUGCUUCCGUGAUUAACGCGAUCUUCCUCGUUAUAAAUACCUUCUUCACCAACGUGCUGAAGGCUGCCAGGCCAGCCCUCUACAUUCCGUCCAUCCAAUUCACCAUCUUCACUGCGAUUGGAUUCACCUUCGGACCAAGUCAGCCAACGAUGGAAUACUCGUACAGUUUCGUCAAAGAACUCCUCUACACCUUCUUGACGGGCCAAGCAAUCGCGACUGGGGUGGCGAUUUUCGUCAUCCCUGUUUCGUCGAGAAAGGUGUUCUUUGCGGAAGCAACACAGCUGCUGCGCGGAUUUCAGGCGCUUCUGAAGAGUCAAUCGGAGUUCCUGGCAAUCAUGAGACAAUACGGGUCUUGCGCAGACGCUCAUUCGCAGGACGUCAAAUCGCUGCGACAACGACGAGCGGAGAGCCUGAAGAUGUCACUACAGAGAGUCAUUUCUCUUUCUGCAAAACUUCAGGCAGAUGUUGUAUAUGCACAACGAGAGGCUGCGUACGGCCACUUAAAAGGCACUGACAUCAGAGAUUUCUAUCGGCUUCUUCGGGGUGUUCUUGUUCCAAUAUCAAGCUUGUCGACGAUGACAGAUAUCUCUGAGCGACUAUAUCGUAACAGAGAAUCAAAUAAUGUUGUCGCCCAAUCAGGCGAAAUACAUGAAAAAGCAUCCGGAGACGGGGAUAUUCUCGAGGACGAUAAAGAAGACGUAGAUCUAGAUUGGCAAGAAUUAGUGGGCUCACUUCACGAGUCAUUUGAAACUGUAGUACAAAUUCUCGACGAUGCAAUCACGCAUGUGUUGGUACUCUUAAAACUCGCUCCAGUACCAAUAUCAAGCAGUUUCUUGAUACGGAGAGGUAAAUCCAACUCGGAAGAUUCAACAGGAAAUGUAGACGUCGAGAAAGGACCUCGAGUUCCAAAGCCAGGAGAUUUGAAAUUUGGACAUUAUUUGGAGAAGGAGAUCAACGACCUCCGGCCAUAUCGAACAGCGCAACUGCAAAAAUGGGCGGGAAGCAAAGGGGUCAAGUCGUUGAUGCACAAGUCUGCAGCCUGGGCCCAGAAAGAUGCCGUGAAUGGCUUGGGGGAUCAAGUGCUCGUCCGCGAGACAAGGUUAAGACGCCAACUUAGCCUCGUAUUAUACAUGGAGUAUCUGGGUUACUCUAUUGCAACCACCAUUCUGGCGCUGGUUCAAUUCGCGGAAGCAAAAGUCAGAGACGGAACCUUGUCAAAAAGGAGACUCAUCACUCCGACUUAUCAAACAAUUAAAAUCUGGAUUAAAGGCAUGCUCUUUGGUCACGAAUCCAAGAUGAGUGCGGAAGACACCGGUCACGAAUCUGAGCCAGGUGGAGCCAUCAGGCUUGGAGACGCGUUGAAAAGUCCUCGCGACCCGGAACAUCUGCCUCCUAAGAACUCCUGGCAGGCUUUUGGUGACCGCGUGCGGUCGGCCUCUCAUAUUCUAGGUUCCGACGCGGCGCAGUUUGGUGUUCGAGUGACGAUUGCGACAAUGAGCGUCGGAAUCAUGGCAUACUUGGAAAAGACUCAUACCUUUUUCAUCAAACAACGGGUGGUGUGGGCAGUGAUCAUGAUCAUCAUUGGAAUGAAACCUACCAACGGCAGCGCAAAUUUCAACCUCGCCUGCAACAUCGUAUUCAGCGUGGGUGGAAUGGCAUCUGCGUACAUCAACUGGUACGUUGCAGAUGGUCACACAACAGGUGUCAUUGUUGUAUUCGCGUUCUCCAUGGCCUUCUGGUUCUACUGGGCAGCGAGAUGUCCCAGGUUCCUCAUUGGCAUUGUGGUCGGAGCUCUAACCCAGGUGCUGAUUAUUGGUAAUCAACAUCUCUUUAUUUGAUUUUUUUAUUCGUCAGCAUGAGUUAACGCCGUCGCAGGAUAUGAACUACAAGUAAGAGUUCUCGGCAUAGCCAAAGCCACAUCAACUGGGCAGCUCUACUAUCCAAUCUACGAGCUCGCACCAUAUCGUCUACUCCUCGUCUUGGCAGGAUCAGUCGUAGCAUACAUAUGGACAAUAUUUCCUGUGCCGAUAACAGAAGCUUCCGUUCUUCGUCAGAACGUCGGACGCUCGCUCUUCGUCCUUGCAAAGUAUCUCAGUUGCGUCACUACAACCGUUGACCAAAGAAUUCACGACGAAGAAGGUGAUGUGAGCAUCAAGACCAGCCCCGGACGCAGACUACAAGACAUGCGUGGAGAAUUGCUGGACGAGCUGAUCCUCCUGAUCAACGCCAUGCAGCAGAACCUGGUCGACAUAGAUUGGGAGCCACCCUUUGGUGGCGAGUUUCCCAAGCAGGCAUAUUCUGCACUUGUUGACGAAAUUCAGAACACCGUUCAAUACCUCACGGUUAUUGCUUAUUGUAGCGAGGCCUUCUCUAAAGCCCACGCAAGCUCGUCUACCUGGCUGUCCACGUUUGCCGCCUCCAGAGACCGUUCGCGCCAUAAAUCCCACAAAGCCGCCAGCCUGCUCACGCUUUUGGCCGCCUCUGUCGCCGAAAACCAAGCGCUGCCGCCUUAUCUGACAGUCCCGAAGGCAGUGCAUCUCUCAGCCGCCAGACAAGUCGAAGCAAGGGAUGACGGCGCUGCAGACGACAUCUUGGACGUCACAAACCUGGACGAGCCGGGAUUUCGAGCCCUUGGAGUCAUCGAGGUCGCGAGCGCGCGCACUAUCGAUGGGAUGAACGAACUGGCGCAAAUCGUAAAAGACUUGGUUGGGGAGGUGGAUUUCAGCUUUCAGAUUGGCAAAGCCAAGAGUUCUUGACCAAAGUCAUGGGGACGUCCUGUCCAGUCGCGUCCUCCGUUGAGAAAGUUCGAUUCAUGACGAAAACGACUUGCAGGAAGCGCGUAUCCGGUCUUCGGGAUCACACAUGUUGAGUCGUCAUGAUCGUGCUCCGUCCAGACUUGCUCGAACGCAUCAAGUCACCCCUUGCAAAGGGGGUUUACAAUUAUUAUUAGUAUCCAAUUGUAUUAGCAUGCCAAACGAGAUUCACC